AUGGUCUCUUCUCCUGCGGUGGACGGCAGAUGCGGCGUUGGGCUGCUCAGCGCGCUCCUGCUGCUGCUCUCAGCCUCCGGGUGCUCCGCUAUGGACGUGCUUGUUCCCAGUGAAAUCAACGCUCUCAACGGGACAACUAUCAAAAUCCCCUGCACGUUUACCUCCUGCUACAAAUUAGACACCACAAAGUUUGUCAUGAACUGGACCUUCCAUGAGACGGCCAACGACACUGAGGAAAUGUUCAUGGCGUACUACAAGAAGAAGGGCAUGGUGGCGCUGCGCUCGGACCGCUUCGGGGACAGGGUGAUGUUUGCGGGGAACCUGGACAAGAACGACCUGUCCAUCACUCUGUCGGACGUCCAGCCGGAAGACGCGGGAAUCUACAACUGCUACGUCCGCAACCCCCCAGACCGCAUCCAGGGCCAGGGGAUCAUCAACCUGGUGGUGGUGACUGAACUUCCUGCGCCCAGAGACUCGACCAUAGCCGUGGCCAUAGGAGCGUCGGUGGGAGGGGCCUUAGCUCUGCUCAUCCUGUCCAUGGUGGUGGUGAAAUGCCUGCGCCGACACCGCAAACAGGAACUCAUAUCAGAGGAGAAGAUGGAGGAGGAGGGCAAGCUGGAGGCAGAAGGAGUGGCAGAGGAGGAGACAAAGCAACCCUAA
Messenger RNA from Knipowitschia caucasica, 660 nucleotides. NCBI's taxonomy places the organism in Eukaryota, Metazoa, Chordata, Actinopteri, Gobiiformes, Gobiidae. The record is from the annotation of a GenBank genome assembly.